This is a messenger RNA of Peronospora farinosa, 1596 nucleotides long. The record is from the annotation of a GenBank genome assembly. NCBI's taxonomy places the organism in Eukaryota, Oomycota, Peronosporomycetes, Peronosporales, Peronosporaceae.
AUGGCGUUCUCCCCAUUGUCAACCAUUCAAGAACAAGAAUCUUUUUUUGCUCACCGAUCACGUCGCACUGUAGCUCUUCUAGUCAACUACUUCACUGCCGGACUAUUCCAUGGCGUCGUGCCAGCUUUGGUGUACCCGUUGUUUAAGAUUCGUCUUGGAUUACAGGGCUACCAAGCUAAUGCAGCACAGACACUGCUAGGUUGUGCUUGGCAUGGCAAAAUAUUGUUGUGUCUGCUUACAGACUGUGUGCCAAUAUUUGGCCGCAGACGCACCCCGUACCUCUACGUGGGGUGGAUAUUGGUGUUGAUGAUCUUCGGAUCAUUGCUAAUACUUGAUCCAGCUUUGACCAUGGAUAGUAGUGAUGUCAUUGACGCACCAACGCUCAUUUUCGUGAUUGCUGCAGCCUCUGUGGGAUAUUUACUAGUUGAUGCGGCUUGUGAUGGUAUCAUGGUGGAAACGGUGCAUUGGGAUAGCCAAAUUAAAGAGCAAGGUCUUGUUCAUUCUUCGAGUCUUUCACAGAGCACUGUGCAUGCUGUAAGAUUCAUUGCCGAACUUUUUGGAACACUUCUUAUCGCCGUUGGAAUGAACUCGGAGAAGUAUAAAGGCGGGUUCUCAUUUGAGCUCUCGCUGCAAGCGCUCUUCGUGGUUUUGCUUUCCGUUGCUUUAGUUGCACUGGGUUCUACCGUGUGGGGGUUUACUGAGACGCGUGAGAUGCGUGAUGCUGAAGCGGAAGCUAUGGACGCAAAUGGUGCUGUUGAAAUGCCGAAUUUACAAGCAAAGCUGGGUGAGUUUUGGCGCAUCAUGCAGCAGCAUGCAACGUGGCAAAUUGCUGGCUUUGGCUUUCUGCAAAAGCUGUGUCUCUCUUUUGGCAUGGAUUCGGCCCCACCUUCCCAAGCAAUGCACGAAUUCUGGUUGCACACUGAUCCUUUCACGAAGAAUCUUUUUCUUGCAUUUUCAAACGGUGUCGUGUGCGUCGCAGCUUCUAUCUUUGUCCAUCGCUGUCUUUUGUUCUCGAGUUGGCAUUCAUCGUUACUUAUUGCACUACUCGGUGGACUCGUUGUUGGGUUUCCCAUUGUAAUGAUGGUCGUAUUCAACGUAUGGCGCAGCAAGAUUUUCUUCCUAAUUGCUACCACGAUCACUGGAUUCUCGGACUGCAUUGCCAUGGUGGUGCGAAUGCUCGUGGUCGUCGAAAUUGCUGAGCCAGGUUUUGAAAGCAGUACGUAUGGACUCGUAACUUCGGUGUACAACCUCGCAGACCCUGUAGCCACUGCACUGAGCAAUGCGAUCGGCACCCAUUUUCAAGUCUUUGACAAGAAUAUUGAGCAAGACUCGGACGACGUACGAACGCGAGUUGGGAUACUUUUCGCUGCGCUUUUUAGUAUCCGAGCUUUGGUAGGACUGGGCACGUUACCUUUGGUACCUCCACAACAAUGUGUUGCUCGCGAGUUGAAAGCUCGAGGAGAAUCCAGUAAAUGCAAGACAAUAGUGGUGUUUUCGACUAUAGGUAUCACCUUCUUUGCAGCUCUUGCUGCCAAUUUGUUAUCCGUGUUCCACGGAACACAUUGCCUAGAGUUUGCUGGUGGUAUGGGCUGCUAA